This is a messenger RNA of Diaporthe batatas, 2814 nucleotides long. RefSeq lists its product as uncharacterized. The coding region runs from base 1 to 2814 and encodes 937 amino acids. The transcript is spliced from 4 exons. Gene Ontology annotation, molecular function: ubiquitin conjugating enzyme binding; ubiquitin protein ligase activity; zinc ion binding. The record is from RefSeq and is a predicted model, not a curated record. Lineage: Eukaryota; Fungi; Ascomycota; Sordariomycetes; Diaporthales; Diaporthaceae. Gene Ontology annotation, cellular component: ubiquitin ligase complex; cytoplasm. Gene Ontology annotation, biological process: protein polyubiquitination; ubiquitin-dependent protein catabolic process; positive regulation of proteasomal ubiquitin-dependent protein catabolic process.
AUGGAGAGGCUCGAGUACCUCGAGGGCCCAAUGAGCUCGAGGGGUAGGAGUAGGAGGAGCUCCAACGUCCUGCCCCCGGCACCCAUGGUCGACGAUUCGCCCGAAUCUGAAGAUGAAGAACCAGAUUCGCCGCCUCAAAGGAGUAGUAGGGGCCGGGGCCGGGGCAGGCCCAGGCUCAGAGACAGGGCCUGGGACAGAGACGACGAGAUCAUGCCGAGGGACCGCCUGGUCCUCAGGGACCGCGACCGCGACCCGGUCAGGCACGACGAGAUAUUAAUGCAGACUCCCGAUUCCAGGGCCUCCAGGGCCUCGUCGUCGUCUCACCGUCCCGUCCGCCGCUACCAGUCCGGCUCACGUGCCAGCGACCACACGCCGUCCCAGCCGUCCCAGUCUGUCUCGUCCUCGAGGGCCAGCACCCGCGUGCCCCACCCGCCCAUGUCCUCCAUGACGAGGCCAUCGCCAGCCGACGUGCCCUACCGCCGCCCCUCACAGAGGGACCUUGUGCCGGCGGCAUAUGAUGAGCCCGGGCAACGCCACCGCGGCCACAGGGCCCAUUCUCAUUCCCGUUCCGUCCACGCCGUCCCCUCGGCCCCUGUCCUCCGGAGCAGGGGCUACCCGUCAGGAACAGAGUCCAACGAUGACGAUACCGAGACGACAUACGAUAGUCGCCAUGUCAGAAGGCACCCGAGGGCUGAGACGCCCAGGAGGCGCCUGAGCCUCGACGACAGAAGCCCAACUCGGGCAGAGCCGAGGACGGUUUACCACCGGUCGCGCCCAAGACGGAGGGAUCCCCCCAGGCUGGAUGAUGACUACGAUGAAUUGGAAUCUAGGCACACCCUUCCCAUCGACCACGAACCUCCCCCUGCACCUCCUCCCCCUCGCUCGCAGCCCCGCUCCCGAACCCCGUCUGCCAGGCCGCCUAUCCCAGAACCAGACGUCACGGAAUCCGAGAAUUCGCAAGAAGACGACCGUCUUCGAGAUCGGUUUGAGCGCCGCCCAAAACAUAGGCGUCAGAGGCACGACGAUCCUCCCAAGACGGACCAUCGAAGAAGGCGCAGCGAGAGCCACAUGGACCCUUCGCCAACCCCCAAGCGGCCGUCCCCGAAGCGAUACUACGAGUCCGAGGUCGCCGUCGUAGAAAAGCUCGACCGCCACCAGCAACCAUCUGCGUCAGUGAGGAGGUCGAAUACCGUUAGCGGUUCUCAGGCGGCUGCGUCGCACCAUCACAGUGUAAGCAACACAACGAGGCGCUCGUCAUCGUCAACUUUCCUUGGAAGCUUCUUUGGUUCGUCACUACACUCUCAUCACCAUCAUGCCACAGAUAAACGUGCAAAACUAGUGGAAUGUGUCAUCUGCAUGGACGAUCUCCCUUCCCGCAAGACGGCCAAGCUUAAAUGCGGCCACCGGAUGUGCCAUUCAUGCCUCAAGCGAAGCUUCAAAUUGUCCAUUACAGACCCACAACACAUGCCGCCCAAAUGUUGCACUGCAGCCACCAUCCCAUUGAAACACGUGGAUCGCCUGUUUGACAACGAUUUCAAGAGGACCUGGAACAAGAAGUUUGUCGAGUACUCGACCCGCAACCGCCUCUACUGCCCCAAGAAGGGAUGUGGCGAGUUCAUCCGCCCCGAGGAUAUCCGUCACGGCGAGUAUGGCAGGUGUGACAAGUGUAAGACAAAGGUUUGUGUGCGCUGCAACGGCAAGUGGCAUGGUGGUAGGGACUGCCCCAAGGAUGAGGAAACUUUGAGAUUUAUGGCACAGGCCAAGGACGAGGGAUGGCAACAUUGCUUCAGGUGCAAGGCCAUGGUCGAACUUAAAGAGGGCUGUAAUCACAUGACAUGUCGUUGCGGGGCUGAGUUCUGCAUGAUCUGCGGGGCCAGGUGGAAGACAUGCGACUGCUCCUGGUUCAACUAUGACCCCUCCGAGGACGAUCACCUGGACCACAUGCAGAUACCCUUACCGGUACGAGACCGUUUCGGCGUUCGGCCAGCAGCCGAAAUGCCGCCUUCUCCCACGAGGCAGGCUCGCUCGGGACCUGGCAUGUCGGCAUUUCCAGGACCUCGUCCGCGAUCGCACCAUUUUGAUAACGAAGCAUACGCGAGGCGUCUAGAGCGCUACCAAGAGUCUGAAGGAGGCCCCGAGGAUGACUUCAUCGCUGGCUUCGGGGAUAUCCACGGACUUGGGAACGCGGCUGGCCACCACAUGAAUGACAACUUCCGUCCGCGUCCGCGUCAGCUGGCGGUGCCUGAGCCACCACUGCCACCCCCGCUCCCGCCUAUGGCGCACGAUGCCGCACCAGGUUUUGAUAGGAAUGCGCCCGGUGACUACGUCCUUGACGUCAACCGCGCCCGGGGCGUCCGGGCUGCGUCCCUGGGAAGACUAGCUGAUAGGUUCAAUACGGAUCUUCGCCAGGGCCCCGUACAUCGACCCCCGCCGUUACCGACUGCUGCGACGAUGCCCUUGCCGACCAUGGUCUCGGCCGUGUCCCCUGGACAUGUCAGUAUGCCGACAAGGAGAUACACGGUUGAGACCGGAGAUGCCUACGAUGACGAAAGGUAUCGUCCGAGAUCGGGUGGCACGAGAUCUGCGGAUCGAGUUGCCGUUGGUGGGAGGACGGCCCGGCCGGUGUUCCAUGAGGAACCUGAGGAUAUGCUCCCGCGCGGCGUCCCAGCCGUGAAGCAGCACGUCAGGGAUCCGCCCAAGGCGAGCAAUCUAGCUGGCCUCACCGGCUCUGGUAGAGGGGCGGAUAGAGUGUCCGAAUGGCGCACACACGUCGAGCCGGGCGACUUGGGCCCGGGGCCGGAGCUAAGUGCAUGA